AUGCCAAACUACAAGCUCUACUAUUUUGACGUGCGCUCCCGCGGAGAAGUGAUCCGUCUUCUCUUCCACCUUGCCGAUGAGAAAUUUGAGGACCAACGGAUCCAGAUGGAGGAGUGGGGAGUUUUGAAGGCCGAAAUGCCGCUCGGACAGGUUCCGGUUCUCGAGGUGGACGGUGUCAAAAUUGCCCAAACUACCGCCAUCCUUCGUUAUCUCGGACAUCAGUUCCACCGCGCUGGAACCAAUGCUGUCGACUGCGCUCGCUUGGACAUGAUGGCUGAAGUCAUUCAGGAAUUCAUGAGUGCCGAGGGCAUGGGAUCGUACUCGCGAGUCCUUUUCGGAUUGAUCUCAGCCAACAAGGAGCAAUUCUUCAAGGAAAAAGUUCUCCCUGAUGUUGAGAAGUAUGCCCCACUGGUUGAAAAGUUCCUGUUGGAAAAUGGAAAUAACGGAUUGCUCCUCGGAGAUCGUGAGACUUGGGUGGACGUGUUUGCUGCGGAGACUUUCUCCAAAAUUAUUGAUUAUGGAAGCCCAGAUGCUUUGGAUGCCUAUCCUCAUAUUUUGGCUCUCAUCAACCGUGUCUUCAACCACCCCAACAUCAAGAAGUAUGUCGCCCAAAGAAAGCCAACUCCAGCCUAA
Messenger RNA from Caenorhabditis briggsae, 633 nucleotides. It is a transcript of the gene Cbr-gst-36, whose product is annotated as Protein CBR-GST-36. The record is from RefSeq and is a predicted model, not a curated record. NCBI's taxonomy places the organism in Eukaryota, Metazoa, Nematoda, Chromadorea, Rhabditida, Rhabditidae. The transcript has 4 exons. Gene Ontology annotation, molecular function: glutathione transferase activity. The coding region runs from base 1 to 633 and encodes 210 amino acids. Gene Ontology annotation, biological process: glutathione metabolic process.